This is a messenger RNA of Cladocopium goreaui, 2877 nucleotides long. The record is from the annotation of a GenBank genome assembly. NCBI's taxonomy places the organism in Eukaryota, Dinophyceae, Suessiales, Symbiodiniaceae.
AUGUCCUUGGUUCAAUCUGUCUCACUUUCGGUCGCAUCAAACCACAGCCGCUCAUUCGUUCUGUUCUGCCUCACCUUCGCCAAUACGGGUUCCAGUUGCUCCAUGGCUACCUUCUCUGUGGCUGGACAAGUUCAAGUCAAGGGACGCUGCGCGACGUUGAGGCUGAAACUUCCAAACGCGAAGCCUCUAAAAGAAGAGCCAGAGGUAAAAGUUUGUCGGCCAAGCACCUCUGAUCUCAUGGCUGCCAUCGAGGGUAUGAUCAGUUGCUUGGCCAGUUUGCGACCCUUUGAUUGCGGCGGAGGCGGUCUUUCAGGAAGUAGCUUCAUCAGCCUCAACAUCCCGCGACGCGUCUUUGUGAAAGCUGGCACCACAGCAAUUCGUGCAGCAAUUCGCUCCGCCCAGUGCGAGUACUGGAACCGCGGGGCUGAUUUGUGGCUGAAGACAGGUGAUCUGGUCAAAGAUCAAAGAUAUGCCAUUCUAGUCUUGCUACGUCUUGCUACUCUGCUUGCCGCUCUGAAGAUAUCUGAUCUCUUUGCUUUAGCUCACGCAGUGCGUCAUAACUAUGCAAUCCAGGUGGCGGAGGAACAUCAAGGUCUCCAAGAGGAGUUCUUUCGGGACGGCGCCACCGAGGCCAAAGAAACCGGAACCAUUUUUCAGGAGCUGUCUGUGGCCACUGCGAAGAUGACGGGCUUGGAGGAAGAACUCAUUGGAACACGACAGCAGGUGGCGGAGGCUCAGGAGUCGCAGGAGCGACGCAUGUUGGAGUUUCAGCAGGCAACGGCGAUGCUGAAGGAACACAGCCAGAAAUUCAAGCAGCAGGAGGCGAGAAAAGCUCAGCAGAUGGUGGAGGCGGUACGACGCGAAGAGAAGGAGAAGAUGUCUCAUUUAGAGGCCGAGUUGGAGCAGAGUGGGCACGAAGUGAAGCGCCUGGAAACGGAGGUCAUCAAGAUGAGCGAUGAAAUGACGCGUGCGAUGAAGUGCGUGGAGGAACAAAAGGAAAGGGAUCAGAAGGAGAAGGAGGUGGUCCGCGAGCGCUUGUUGGAGCUACGCGUGCAGACGAAGGGCCUCAAGGUGCGGAAAAAGAGACGACUGGAACUGGAACUGAAGUUGGAGCAGCUUGCAGCGGAGCGAGCAAGAAACCAGCAGCUUGAGGUGGGUCUCGUAGAGGCUCGGCGUGUCCAGGAGGCACAGGGGCCGGGGCUCAGACCUCGGGAGUUUCUCGAGGAGCAGCUGAAGCGUUUGCAGCUGCUCGGUGAAGAAGCUGCCGAGGCGGAUGCGGAGGCGGCUGGCUUGAAGCAGCGCGUACUGUCGUUGGAAAGCUGCCAGCAUACCAUGGGCGAGUGCCUCAAGGACCGCCCCGUGGUGUCGUGGAAACGCCACGUGGCCAAAAUGGAAUAUCAAGAAAGAGCGCGGGAGGCGAAGGAGGAGGAGCAGCACGCCAAGGACCAGGACUUCCCGCCAGGUCAGGAGAUUAGCCGAGACCCUGGCGCUGGAGAGGCGAAGCAGGAACUGAAGGUCUUCGAUAGCUGGGACCUGACGCGAGAUGCCAAAGAGGCCUUUUGUGGAGAAGUGUUUGGCCUCCGGCGCGAUGCCGGAAAUUCGGAAUUCGCAAAGAUUCGCGGCUACGCAUGGAUCGCAUGGCAUGGAUUUCCCUCCCAGUGGCAUCGUUUCAAGUUUCGACCGAGCGCCAUGGGUGCCCAAGUGAGUGAAAAUUGCUGCGCCCCGUUACAGCGCUUGAUUGGAUUGCUCCACUCACUCUCGGGUCCACGAGAAAAGGAGGCGCUGACCUAUAGCGAGAAAGCUUUGAAGAGAAGUUGCUGCCGCUACGGCGACGGCUGCCAGCGGGCGAACCCCGUGCACUUCGUGGAGGAAUCCCACCCCGGAGAUCCGGACUACGAGGCGGACGGGGCCGUAACAGUGCCUGUAGUGGCAGCUGGAGCUCUGCUACCUCGCAGGCAGGACAGUUUCGAUUGGAUUCGACAAGCGAAUGGGCCUGAGGACCGAAUGCUUCGUGCUGGGACGGCCGCCUUGACGUUGAAGGCGUGUCGUGGCAACGGCUACCAGUUAGCCGAGGCGGUGGUUCCCUUGCGCCACAUCGAUGCCUUACUCCAAGGCACGCAGAUAGUGACCCUGGAAGAGGUGUCGCGUCAGCUGUCCCAGAGCCGCGGCUGGUUCGCCUCCUCUGCGGCGCCGCGCGUGACGCUGAGCCGCCACGGCACGGCGCUGGACGCGGCGCUCAGCGUGGUCAACGGGCGAGCGAAGGUGGCGGUGCUGGGGGCAGCAUCGGCUUACCAUCCCUGCGGCGGCUUUCGCACGGGUGGCCGGCAUGCCCUGGAGGAGUCCAUGUGCGUCCAAUCCACCUUGGGGGUUUCGCUGCAGCGCGCUGUCUUCCUUUCAAGGCAUGGAAGUGUCAAGGUGUCUCCUCCGCCCAGAGUGGGGAAGGGUUGGUUCUGCUACAUCCCGGAGAACGGUGCCAUCGUCAGCCCCCAUGUGGAAGUCUUCCGCACGGGAUCCAAUCAAGGCUAUGCGUUUCUACAAGCACCUCAGGACUCGCCGCUCGAUGCCCCAAGCGAAGCCGAUGAGUACAAGGCAUUGCUGGUGUCCAAAUUCAAGGUUGCACUCGGAGCAGCUGUUCUGGCGGGCGCCAGCACAUGUGUUGUGCCGGGCGUGGGCUGCGGGGUCUUCAAGAAUGACCCAGGUGACGUGGGAUCUGCACUGGCUGAAGCCCUACGAUGGACAGCACUGGCUGGGAAAUUGGAGGAGGUGAUCUUAGCCGGCGUUCCACGUGAGUUUGCCACAGCCGCUGGGGCUGCGGCCUAACGAAAAUGGUUUUCAGCUGGUGGAGGUAUGAAGAUUCCGGGCCCACAUUCCUUGGCG